Amborella trichopoda is the source of this 1383-nucleotide messenger RNA. Its product is annotated as autophagy-like protein. The record is from RefSeq and is a predicted model, not a curated record. Lineage: Eukaryota; Viridiplantae; Streptophyta; Magnoliopsida; Amborellales; Amborellaceae.
UCGUCCGCGAUUUGCCCUUUCUAAAAUUCCCUCCAAUUGUACAACAACGAUACACUGAAGCUAAGCUCCAAUGGCGAUUUCCUAGUCCCUCCCUCUGUCCCUCUAAAAAUUUUUGAAGAAUGAGAAUUUCAGCAAAUGUUCUUGCCACCCAUCUAUUUGCUCUCUUUCUCUGUCUAUGAAUGGCCAAUUUCUUGCCCCUCUGUAUCUCUCUCUAAAAGUUUGUGAAGGAUGGGAAGCGCAGCAAAUGUUCUCGUUACGCAUAUUCUUCCUUUCAUUCUCUCUCUAAGAGUGGCUUUAGCCUCUGCUAACACCUGCGAAUUCAGCAUGCUCGACCAAAACAAGCUUUACAAUUUCAGCUUGGCAUCCCCAAUAAAAAAUUACCCUCAUGGGGUUCUCAGCGAAGAUGGGUUUUAUGUGGUUGCAUUAAAUGGCACCAUUCUUUGGUUUCAGCUCUGUGAUAGGAUGUUAUUCAAUCAUAACCCUCCAAGGUGUUUCAGAUGCGAGGGUUGUGAUGGGUCACUAUACUGUGGUGCAAGAUGCAGUGCACUAGUGGCAGAAAAUAUUGCAGGCUAUCAUGUAUGUAGAGCAAUUGGACGAGCCUCUAACUCAGUUAUUACUCUCCUAGAUAGAAAGGAUCCACAUAAAGGUGUUAUUGUGAGGAUGACUGCUAGCAGUUAUAAUAGUAAUUGCUCACUUUCUGUAUCGGUUGUUUGUGAUACAAAUCGAGCACUGGGUCCAAACUCACUGGAGCUAUUAGGGACAUGUGAUUAUGCUACUGUUCUCAGGCAUCCAGCUGGUUGUGCUAAGGUCAUAUCUCUUGAUGGAAAUGAAUGGGGAUGGUUUGGUACUCUCAUUACUAUAAUUGUGUGCCUCUUUGGAGCAUAUUUUCUGGUUGGUAUGGUUUAUCGGUUCUUUUUCCUUGGAAUUCAGGGUGUAGAGGUGGUUCCCAACCUGGAGUUUUGGCUCAGCCUACCACGACGAUCUCAGAAUCUAGUGGGAGCUAUAUGGAGAAGAACAGGCAGACAGGCUCAAGCAAGCCGGAGCUCAUACAGUACACUCAACUUUUAAAGUUUUAAUGGCAAAUUUGUCCAUUGUGACUCAAUUUUGCAUUCCUGUGGUGUUUACAUGAAGAGAGAGAAGGGAGAGAAAUGUGGUAAAAGGUGUAUAUUGAUUCAUUCACAUGACCUCUCUGCCUGAGUCCUUCGUAGCAAGUGAAUGAAAGUCCCCGGUUCAUGGGAUUUAUCUUCUGAUUUGGCAAGUAGAUAAAAUUGCAGAGUUGUAGAUUAACAAUUCUUUGGUUUCUAUUGCUUAUUUUGGAUGGUGAUUCUUGGCAUUUUGUAAUAAGGAAUGGUGCUAUCCAUGCUUCUGCUGAUUUGAGCAAAA